ACUCCCCAAGAAGAGAAUCCUCGUUGCCUUUAGAGCUCCAACAUUCCUUCUUGUCUCCUUUGGUUUUGCCCCGAGUCCUUUCAUAAGCUAUAUGGUGUCGCCGGCAAGCUUAUAGCUUGGAUCUUCGGCAAACUUUUUUGUUCAAUUUAUGGUGCGACAUGCUGAGUGACAUCCGCAAGCUUAUAGCUUGUAUCUUGCCCUAGCUUGAAUCUAUAUAAGCUUGCGGGUGUCACUAAGUGCCCCACACUGUGAUUUGAUCGCUCAAACUCACAACGAGACACGGAUUAGCUCGGAUUGUGCCGUUCUCAGAUAGGAGGGAUUCAAUUCCAAUUAAAAAAUGGGCCCCAAUUAUGGCUCAGGUGGUUAUUGGGAGUCCUGCCCCAUAAAGAAGUGGAUUUCUUUCAAGAAAUUGGCUGUGACCAGAUUGAAGAUUCUUGUCUUUGAUGAAGCUGAUCAAAUGCUUGCGGAGGAUGGUUUUAAGGAUGAUUCCUUGAGGAUAAUGAAAGAAAUUGAAAAAUUCAAUUCUAGCUGCCAGCUGACCAGCAAGUGCGCUAGGUCGUCCAAGUAAUACCUUACGUGAGUAAGGGUCGAUCCCACGGAGAUUGUCGGCUUGAAGAAAGCUAUGGUCAUCUUGUAAAUCUCAGUCAGGCAGAUUCAAAUGGUUAUGGAGUUUUGAUGAUUAAAAGAUAGAUAAUCAUAAAAUAAAGAUAGAGAUACUUAUGUAAUUCAUUGGUGGGAAUUUCAGAUAAGCGUAUGGAGAUGCGUAAUUCCUUCUGAAUCUCUGCUUUCCUACUGCCUUCAUUCAACCAUUCAUACUCCUUUCCAUGGCAAGCUAUAUGUUGGGGAUCACCGUUGUUAAUGGCUACCUCCCGUCCUCUCAGUGAAAAUGGUCCUUUAUGGUUUCUGUACGGCUAAUCAACUGUCGAAUUUCUCAUCUCGGAUGAAAAAUA
Arachis duranensis is the source of this 950-nucleotide messenger RNA. RefSeq names its product DEAD-box ATP-dependent RNA helicase 38-like. The coding region runs from base 338 to 568 and encodes 76 amino acids. The transcript is spliced from 3 exons. The record is from RefSeq and is a predicted model, not a curated record. NCBI's taxonomy places the organism in Eukaryota, Viridiplantae, Streptophyta, Magnoliopsida, Fabales, Fabaceae.